This is a messenger RNA of Tuber melanosporum (Perigord truffle), 2451 nucleotides long. RefSeq lists its product as uncharacterized. Gene Ontology annotation, biological process: triglyceride catabolic process. Gene Ontology annotation, cellular component: cytosol. Lineage: Eukaryota; Fungi; Ascomycota; Pezizomycetes; Pezizales; Tuberaceae. The coding region runs from base 248 to 2317 and encodes 689 amino acids. The record is from RefSeq and is a predicted model, not a curated record. Gene Ontology annotation, molecular function: triacylglycerol lipase activity; sterol ester esterase activity. The transcript has 3 exons.
UGGACCAUUGCCGGAUUGCAUACCGUGGGCUGCAUACGAUACCGUACCCUACACACUUUUCACUUUCUACCUCCCUCCCUUCUCUCUCAUCCUACCGCAUUCCUUCCCCUCUGCCCGUUUUUUCCCCCUUGACACAUUUCCCUCGCGUCAUAGUUGCUUGGUGCAGAGGUAGUCUACCGUUGGGGUGUAUUCACUUUGGUCUUUGUCUGGUGUUUCACGGUUUGUAGAUAGGUACUCGUGUUUAACUAUGAUCGAUCAUGUCCUCGGCCGCCCUUCGCGGCGCUUUCGCAAAGUCCAGGUUAUCUCUGUCAUCCUCUUCUGGAGCAUGUACCUUCUCCAGGGCAACCCGCACGGUCCACCAGUGCUCUCCAUUCGCAGGAUCUCCCGCUUCUUCACCAAGCGUUUGACGUCCUUUCAGACCGUGACCUUGACGUUAUUGUAUCUUUAUCUCGCACGAAACUUCGCCAAGAUCUUCAAUCUCGAGAGUCCGGAGCCGCUUGCGAAUUUGUACUCUCGGAGUUACUUUCGUGCGACAUGGGUUAUGACGGCGUUGGAUGCGGGAUUUUGGACUGCUAUGCGGAUAAAGACUGGUUGGUUGAGGGAUAUUUGCAGCGUCGUGUUCAGUUUGUAUUAUCUGGUGGCGGCCGAAAGGGCGGACGAGAAGGUUCGCAGGGUCCGCGCAACCAUCACGGUUGAUCAUUUACGCGUUUCCUGGAAUAAAUCCCAGACUCCGUAUCUGAAGGCGCUCACUACAUUGGUGAACCCGGCUCCGAAUCGAUUCGGUCCCCGACAUAUUCGGAUUUCCCGACCGAAGGAGUCAAUUUAUACGACCCCCGUCGAUGCUUGGCUGUAUUUCGAAGGGACUCGGGAAGAACUUAAACAUUGCUCCAAGUUGAUCCUUGACUUUCCCGGGGGUGGAUUCGUUGCCAUGUCGCCUCGGCAUUACGAUGACAUGCUUCUCGCUUGGGCACGGAAAUGCCCGGGUAUCCCCAUCAUUGCUGUGGAUUAUAGGCGCGCUCCGGAAUUCCCAUAUCCGUAUGCGCUUAAUGAAUGCUACGACGUUUAUCAUAGCAUUGCGUGCACCAAGGGAAAGUGUGUAGGAUUAUCGGGGGAGACUCUUCCCAGGAUUGCUCUCGGUGGAGACUCUGCCGGAGGGAAUUAUGCUGCUGGUGUGACGCUCAUGAUCUUGAAUUCCACCAGCACGAGCUCAACAGGGCAUCUGAUGGAGGAGGGAUGGAAAGGGCUGCCGUUGCCGGAUGGCUUGGUCCUGGUCUAUCCAUCGUUGGAUUUGAAUAUCGGUUCUUGGAUGAAUGACGAUCAAAUGAAACUUAUUCGCCAGAGGGACAUGCGAAAAACGAACCGCAACGUUGUUAAGCGCAAGAGUGAGUACUUUGAGCAUGCCUCCGGUAUCGUCCGUCCGCAUAAAAGUGACGAGGACUACGAUGAGGAGAGCGAUAGCGACCCGGUGGUCACGAACGGAUCCCUCCAGAGUAAUGGCAGUAUUGUGGGCAAAACUGUGCCUGCGAUCACAAACAGCAAGACCCAGCCACUGUCCACUAGACUCGCCGUCACUUCUCGUCUCUCAUACUUUAAUGACCGUCUGCUCACACCAGAGAUGAUGCGAGCAAUGGUGAUCCUAUACAUUGGACCUCAUAACCGACCAGAUUUCGCCACAGACUUCUUCCUCUCCCCCAUUGUUGCCCCGGAAGACCUCCUGGCAAGGUUCCCAAAAACCUACUUCCUCACUGGCGAGCGAGAUCCCCUCGUCGACGACACCGUGAUCUUCGCCGGCCGCAUCAGACAAGCGAAGAAGGCCGUCUGGAGGCACCGCCGGGACCUAGGGCUCGAGCCAAGCAAGUCACGUCCGGGCGAAGGCGUAGAAGUCAGCCUGAUCCCAAGCAUCAGCCACGGCUUCCUGCAAAUGUCAACCCUCUACCCUGAGGCUCGAAGGGAGAUUAACAAAUGCGCACGCUGGUUUAACGAGAUACUUGACGACCGGCCGUAUGACGACUCCGGCGACGACGACGAGCCAUCCUCCGGCGGCGCCGGCGUCUUUGGUGGUGGAUGGAGGAAGCACAAGAGAAGCUUCACCGGCGAGAGUAUGACCAGUAAUGACGAGGAUAAGCCAUUAGAGAUGUCUGUUAUUAAUAAUGGAAAUGCCAGGGGUGGUAGAGGUCGGGGAGCGCCCUCGGGACGAAGGGGCCGGAGGAUGGGGAGUGAUGCAAGUCUUGGCAGCGAAGUGGAUCUGGUUGGUAGGAGGAUGCAGGGGCUUGCGGGUAGAUUGACCGCCGGGUUAGAAGAUGAGGAUGAUCAGUAGUUUUUUCUGUGUGUGUUGCGAGUUGGGGGAGGGAGUUGAGGCGUUUGCUUCCAUACGGUACCCAUAAGUUGUAAAUAUUUGCUAUGUCUGUAAGUAAUGAUUAUGCGUGCAUGAGGGAAAACGGUUCAGGUCGA